AUGAAGACAGAGAACCCCUGGCUCUCUUUGAACAGUUGUGCUUCCGACGGCGACCCUCUGCAGUCUACCUCCGGUGGACUACUUCCCCCUCUCCCUGAACCCCCUGACCCUCUCUCGUUUCCUCCACUACCUUCAUCCGGCUCCCCUUUUAAAACUACCCUUCCAUCUCUUUCUCCUUCAACCACUACUGUGUUGGUUCCUCCAAUUACUUCCUCUGUUUCUCUUCUUGUGCCUUCUUCCACCCUUAUCUCACCUCCCUCUGAUACUACUAUGGUAAAUGCUGAAGAUCCCCCCCUCCAUUUACCUAUUACUGAAGAUCCUAUUUCUGGAUCUGAAACUGUUACUGUUCAUUUUCCCCAAAAUGAAAACCUAAUUAUUCUUCCCUCAAAAGGUACUUCUCCCCUCACUACAAACUCUGCCUCCGCCUCUUUUUCACUGCCCCCCCAACCCAAGCCAGCGUCAGAUCCUCCCAUUAAAACCCCUUCCAAAACCAAACCUAAACCAGCUCCAAUUCCUUCCCACCACACCACCAAACCCUCUGUCCCUAAACCAAACUCUUCCAAGCCCCCUCAAACCUAUGCUCAGAAAACUAGGCUCCUGGCUGAUAGGUCUCUUCAGCGCCUUGCUCCAACUACCGUCUCCCCUGAUGGGAAACCUCGUGUUCUAGUUCCCGAUGCAGUCUUUGAGAGAGGGGCUGCACUCCACAAAUAG
Messenger RNA from Brassica oleracea var. oleracea, 711 nucleotides. RefSeq names its product lysine-rich arabinogalactan protein 19-like. The record is from RefSeq and is a predicted model, not a curated record. Lineage: Eukaryota; Viridiplantae; Streptophyta; Magnoliopsida; Brassicales; Brassicaceae. Bases 1 to 711 code for a protein of 236 amino acids. The transcript has a single exon.